Messenger RNA from Labrus mixtus (cuckoo wrasse), 1828 nucleotides. RefSeq names its product neuromedin Bb (gene nmbb). Gene Ontology annotation, molecular function: neuropeptide hormone activity; neuromedin B receptor binding. Gene Ontology annotation, cellular component: neuron projection. The transcript is spliced from 3 exons. Gene Ontology annotation, biological process: positive regulation of hormone secretion; neuropeptide signaling pathway. The coding region runs from base 975 to 1373 and encodes 132 amino acids. The record is from RefSeq and is a predicted model, not a curated record. NCBI's taxonomy places the organism in Eukaryota, Metazoa, Chordata, Actinopteri, Labriformes, Labridae.
UUCUAAUGAGACUGACAUUCAGCUCUGCACAAUGACUGUAAUCCGGAGUAUGUGUGUGUGAAUGCCAAAGGUUAUGAAAAGAGCAAGAAAAUAGCUGCAGCUCUUUCACGAAACUCGCAACUUUAGCACCCUGAAGUGACAAAAAGGCGCUCUGUCUUAUCAGCUCUAAAUUAGCAGAGAGAAUCAGCAGGUCCUCCUGUCCUCAGAGGACUGAUGGUGAUCACAGCAGCAUGCUGCAACUGGCCAAAUGUCAUGUUGCUCGUUUUGAGGGGACAGGCCUGCAUCUGAGCGGGGGAGGGGAACCUUGGCAGGAAGUUGCUAUAUUUGUUGUUCUAGUAGACACCCUUAUUAAUUAACUUCUGCCACUUUUAGGAUCUGACCAUACGGUUUGUACUGAAUCCAUGAAACACAUUUCAACGGUGCCAAUGUAAAGAUGGUUUAUUAAUUGCUGCAAUAUACUGUUUGGUGUAACAUUAUAUUCAGUUGGUCUAAUGUAAACCAUAACAUUAUAAAGGAUGUACGUAUUUUGGGGUAUUAAAAAAAAAAAUCAAAGACAUUUAAGGCUACCGCUGUUCGCGCAGGGUAAAAUCUUUCCCAAAAGUUAUGUGAGUCAUUUCGCUUCAACAAAGGAAACAUAUAACACCGCAAACUGAACAUUAAUUGACUCUUGGACACAUUAUUGCUCGUGGAGUUGGGUUCUUAAGAAGACUGCAAACACUCGCCUUUGUCCUGAGCCGAAGAUGAGGUGCGUAAAAGGACGCACAGCCAAGCGCAGCGUUCCAACGCAACCCUGACAAUGGGUCAACGAAAUACAUUAAUUAUGUGCUUACGCAGCUCGCUGAGUAAGAAGAAACACGCAACAUAAAGUGAGCCCACCCCGCAGAGUGGCGCCUAUAAAAGAGUGCGUCUACCAAUCCCCGACCAACAGGAGACUCUGGGAUACUCUGGAAGACAGUUCGCCACUCCGCGCUGAGAUGAGAGGGUUUAUACUGAAUAAUGUCUGCCAGUGUGGCUUCUUUACUUUUCUUGUUUUCUUUUCUUUCGUGUCUUUUAACGCCGCAGUCAGCUUCGACCUGACUGAGCUCAGGAAUAAAGUUGCAAAAAUUAAAGUGAAUCCAAGAGGAAAUCUUUGGGCUACAGGACAUUUCAUGGGCAAGAAGAGCGUGAUGGAUGCCCCCCUGCUGCCCUCAGCGGAGGGCGUUAAUGCGCUGGUUGCCCUGCCUGAGGAGCAGGGUGCGAUCGGGGAGCUUUUCCAAGAAUACCUGCGGGAGGCUCUGCAGGCGCAGGUGGACACAGAAGAGAGCCGCUCGAAAAAUCAGGAGGCGGACUUGUUGAUGAGGAUUUUAGAAAGCUACAUCCACAGCAGAAAGUGAUACAGAGGAUGAGAGUUUGGCACGCAUGAACACGGAACUGAGGUCAGCUGGCCUCCUGGGUCAAAAUAAACAAAUUAGAGUGUACAGUCUCCUGCUUCUCAUGAUUGUAAUCAAAUGUUACUGCCAUACUUAGUAUAUAGCUCACGCGUCAUUUGAUUACACAGUGGGCAUAAAGAUUCCUCGUAUUUGUUUGAUGAUGAUAUCCCCCAUGUUCUUGUCCUUUGAGGUUCUUUAUAUUGAAUGACAUCAUUAUUUGCACUGUUCUGACUCUGCCAAAUAAAUUGUGAAAUUGCUCACUGGGAGAUCACAUUUUGAUUUACAGACAUUCUGUCUAAGAGGAACACCUGAUCACGUCAUUAUGGCUGCAUAUCUGGGAUUCUUCUACACGCUUCUGUAAUAUCUGUGUAGUAUUAUGAAGAGUAUCAGAAAAGAUUGAAUUAAAAAGUCCAAAGAUG